ACUAUAAAAAAUCAAUUGAAAAACUAGUAGUCAAUAGUCAUCAUCGAUGUAUACAGGUUUUCAAUUUUCAAUCAUCAACUGUCCACACGCCACGUUUCAUUGCUUCAUCCCAUCAUCACCGCAACCGUUUUUUCGAUUAAUCUCGUAACUGCCAUCAUCAUUCUCACUUCUCUCAAAUCCCUAAUCCCCAAAUGGACCAAACCCACUGAAACCCUAAAAAUUUGAAUUUCAAUUCCAUGUCUCGUUUUCCCUUUCUCUUGCUUUUGAUUCUAACCCUAUCAACAACAGAUUCGAUUCAUUCUCUUAAAGUUCCUUUUAGAGUCAACGAUGUGUUACCAGUUCUCCCCCAUGGAAUUUCGUGGCCUGUACUCAAUAGUUUUCAUAGUGCUGUUGAUUUGCUUCCUUCUUUUGUUGGAUCUGUGACUCCUUAUAACGGUUCUAUUGAAUGGAAAGGUGCUUGUUUUUUCGAUAAUCAAGCUAAACUUGAGUUUACUCAUGGUGGUGAUAACAAUGGUUCUGAUUUGGGUGGUGCUAUUCUCUAUCUCAAGACAGGGGAAGCACACAGUUGGACCUGCAUGGACCUAUAUGUUUUUGCAACACCAUAUAGGAUUACAUGGGACUACUACUUCUCUGCACGAGAACAUACCUUGAAGCUUGAUUCGUGGGAAGAGCCUGCAGAGUUGGAAUAUGUAAAAGAGCAUGGAAUUUCUGUGUUUCUUAUGCCAGCAGGGAUGCUCGGUACCCUGGUUUCUCUAGUCGAUGUGUUGCCUCUAUUCUCUAACACUGCAUGGGGUCAGAGUUCCAAUUUGGAGUUCCUAAAGAAACACAUGGGUGCUAAAUUUGAGAAACGUAUUCAGCCUUGGCGUGCAACUAUUGAUCCUGCAGAUGUUCAUUCUGGAGAUUUUUUGGCUUUGUCAAAAAUUCGUGGUAGAUGGGGAGGUUUUGAGACACUUGAAAAGUGGGUAACUGGUGCAUUUGCUGGGCAUACAGCAGUUUGCUUGAAGGAUGAAAUGGGAAAUUUGUGGGUUGGUGAAUCAGGGCACGAGAAUGAAAAGGGUGAAGAAAUCAUAGUGGUAAUUCCAUGGCAUGAAUGGUGGGAAGCUGCUCUUAAAGAUGACUCCAACCCACAUAUAGCGUUGCUUCCCCUGCACCCAGAGUUGCGUGCAAAAUUUAACACCACUGCAGCAUGGGAAUAUGCACGGAGCAUGUCUGGCAAGCCAUAUGGUUAUCACAAUAUGAUAUUCAGUUGGAUUGACACAGUAGCUGACAACUAUCCUCCACCUCUUGAUGCUCACUUGGUAAUUUCUGUCAUGUCUAUGUGGUCAAGGAUGCAGCCAUCUUAUGCUGCAAACAUGUGGAAUGAAGCACUGAAUAAGCGGUUAGGGACUGAGGAUUUAGACUUGUAUGACAUUCUACUUGAGACUGAGAAGCGUGGGAUAGCUUUCGAUGAAUUACUUGCCAUUCCAGAACAAGAUGAUUGGGUAUACAGUGAUGGAAAGUCAACAACAUGUGUAGCAUUUAUUCUUUCAAUGUAUAAAGAGGCUGGAAUUUUUGGUCCCAUUGCUAGUUCCAUUCAAGUAACUGAAUUCACAAUUCGUGAUGCAUACAUGCUUAGGAUUUUUGAAGAUAAUCAAACACGUCUACCAAGAUGGUGCAACAAUGAGAAUGACAAGCUUCCAUUCUGCCAGAUUCUUGGUGAAUAUAGGAUGGAAUUUCCGGGCUAUAACACCUUGGAUGCUUAUUCCCAUAUGAACGAACAGUGUCCUUCCCUUCCUCCAACUUAUGAUAGGCCUUCGCAAUGCUAGAUUCAUCAUUUUUAAACUAUUCCUAUAUGAGAAGUGUUUGCAACACAUUUUCUUUCAGUCACUUUUUGGUACUCUUUCUAUUGUUGGCUGAAAUUCAUAUUGGAAUCCAUAAGGAUUUUGAAGUGGCGAGACUCACAUGAAUUUCAACUAAUAAUAAUAAGAGUAUCGUAAAGGGAGUGUUAGAGAAUGAGGAAUGAAUUCUCUCUGUCAGAUUUCUAUCUAGUGAAAUCCAUACCAUCCAUCAAAAAGGGGAAGAGGGAGGUCUAAUGGUGUGGAUCAAUACUGAAGAUAAAUUUAGUGAAAAUCUUACAGGAGGAAUCUAUCCUUUAGAAUAUGUUUUGCUAGCACUUCUCUUACUGUUUUUUUUUUUAUCGAUUUGCCUAUUAUCUGUAAUUUCAAGGCAUCUAGUAGUUUGCUAUUGUGUAAUUGUCUAUAAACUGCUGGAGAAAGUGCACCACGUAUCUUCUUCACCUGUUCCUUUUUAAGUUGACAUGGAUGUUGUAUGUAUAUAAAAAUUUAUAUUGGUGGGUA
Messenger RNA from Trifolium pratense (red clover), 2336 nucleotides. RefSeq lists its product as uncharacterized. The transcript has 7 exons. NCBI's taxonomy places the organism in Eukaryota, Viridiplantae, Streptophyta, Magnoliopsida, Fabales, Fabaceae. The record is from RefSeq and is a predicted model, not a curated record. The coding region runs from base 237 to 1805 and encodes 522 amino acids.